GGACAAAGAGGAUGGAAGCGCUGCUCAUAUGAAAAGGGAUUUUUAAAGAGUUGAAUGGUCUCCACGGCAGCGCCCAGCAGGAUCCCCCUCUGCAAAGAUGGCCUCCAACUUCAAUGACAUUGUCAAGCAGGGCUACGUGCGCAUGCGCAGCCGCAAGUUAGGGAUCUAUCGGCGCUGUUGGCUGGUGUUCAAGAAGUCAUCCAGUAAAGGACCUCGGCGUCUGGAGAAAUAUCCUGAUGAGAAGUCGGCCUACAUCAGAGCCUGUCCUAAGGUGACAGAGAUCAGUAAUGUCAAGACCAUCACACGGUUACCACGGGAUACCAAGCGACAGGCCGUGGCCAUUGUGUUUACAGAUGACACGUCUCGCAUGUUCACCUGUGAGUCAGAGCUGGAGGCAGAGGAUUGGUUCAAGACGCUGUCAAUUGAGUGUCUGGGAACACGACUCAAUGACAUCAGUAUGGGUGAGCCUGAUCUCCUGGCUGCUGGAGUGCAGUGUGAACAUACAGAGCGUUUUAACGUCUUCAUCCUCCCCUGUCCCAACCUGGACAUCUACGGGGAGUGCAUGAUGCAGAUCACCCAUGAGAACAUCUACUUAUGGGACAUUCACAACCCACGUACCAAGCUGGUCACCUGGCCACUCUGCUCCCUGCGGCGCUACGGACGUGAUGCCACCCGAUUCACGUUUGAAGCUGGACGGAUGUGUGACAGUGGUGAAGGACUCUACACCUUCCAGACCCGAGAGGGAGAGCAGAUCUACCAGAGGGUUCACUCCUCCACACUGGCCAUCGCUGAGCACCACAAAAAAGUCCUGCUGGAGCUGGAGAAAAGCAGCAGGUUAAUGUCUCAGGGCUCUGAGACUGGUUCGUAUCCCUGCACCCCCACCGCCAUCCUGCCCCGAUCAGCCUACUGGCACCACAUCACCGGGAACCAGGCCAGCAUGGAUUCUGGAAAUGGUGACGCGGCUGAAGACGAUCUGCUGUCCACCCGCCUGCCCACUGACCGCCACGCCAUGCUUCCACUGACAAACACACAUGCACAUUCUCAGCCGCACAUAGCCACACAUUCUCCAUCGCACAACCCCACCUAUCCUGGACAGUGACACACAUGACAUGCAUGCAAGCGCAUACAACCCAAACUGGAACAAACACACUCUCUUCCCGUUUGUUUUGCAGCUCAUGAACACUUUUAGCAGUGGGACUACUGGCGUCACAGACUUUCCUGAAAGCACAAAGUAGGAAGAUCUUUUGGAAAAUUAAUAUCGGACUUCCUUAAUUUAGUGCAGUUCCUGGAAUACAACAGAAGAGGGCGAUGAAUGACCUUCCCACACUCCAGCUGUGAAAGUCGACCCUUGCACUCUUCAUCCUCCUGAGAAGACCCAAGUAAGGAUUUAAUCACUGUAGAUAUACUGUACUAGUUAGUUACCCUGGAACCUGUCUGGUAGUAAUAAAUAGCGGCCCAGAUGUUGCCUGACAACUA
Messenger RNA from Thalassophryne amazonica, 1476 nucleotides. It is a transcript of the gene dok4, whose product is annotated as docking protein 4. The transcript has 8 exons. The record is from RefSeq and is a predicted model, not a curated record. The coding region runs from base 98 to 1099 and encodes 333 amino acids. Gene Ontology annotation, cellular component: cytoplasm. Gene Ontology annotation, biological process: cell surface receptor protein tyrosine kinase signaling pathway; positive regulation of MAPK cascade. NCBI's taxonomy places the organism in Eukaryota, Metazoa, Chordata, Actinopteri, Batrachoidiformes, Batrachoididae.